Molecule: messenger RNA, 3678 nt
Organism: Leishmania mexicana MHOM/GT/2001/U1103
Lineage: Eukaryota; Euglenozoa; Kinetoplastea; Trypanosomatida; Trypanosomatidae
Product: serine-threonine protein kinase-like protein
Exons: 1
Coding region: 1-3678 (1225 amino acids)
Biological process (GO): protein phosphorylation
Molecular function (GO): protein binding; protein kinase activity; ATP binding
Source: RefSeq, a predicted model, not a curated record
AUGAACGCACCGGUACAUGAGCGCAGUGGCACCAGCAGCAGCAACGCGCCACCGGCGCACAAGAAGCAGCGCCACGAAGGUGCGUGUAGUGGCAAGGUCCUUCAAGACGGUGACGCCGAUAGUGUGCGUGUCUGGGGUGUCCUCGUCGCGCAGAACCUGCCGUCGAGAGAAAACGGGCUGCUGGCACACGCGCAGCGUUGCGGCUGCCCUGCGGAAGAGGCACACGCGCCGGGGAAAGAGUCAGCGGCGCAGCUGAUAGCUUCAUCGUCCCUGCGCGACCCUGGAGAGGACUGGUUGUGGCGGCACGUUUCACCAGCUCUGCGGCAGUUCUACUUGCCGACGUGCUCCCACAGCGGCAGCAAGUACCCCUGCGCGCCAGCCUCGCCGCAGCAGGAGGGAAGCAAGUCUCACCCCUCACCACCUCGCCUUCUCCUGCCUCUGUGCGGCACUCGCAGCAACAACGGCGCGGUCCGUCUCGGUCGCCUCGCCAGCAACGACAUCGUCCUCGCCACGAAUCCGUGCGUCAGCAGUGUGCACUGCACCAUCGCCUACCAAUCAGGAAGUGAUCAUCGUCACGGUGACGCUGCAGCAGCGGCUACAGUAGCAGCAGAAGACAAGGAGGCACAUAGGGCCGCCUACGAGGCGACCGGCGCCAUGGCCAAAGUCGCGGCCCCGCUUCAUCACAGGCCUCAACCCACAACGGAGGUGCCAGCGGUGCCGCAUCCACGCGGCGAUGCAGCCGCCCGCAACGCCGCCGCCAGGCAGCCGCAGCAGCGGCAACAACAACGGUCCGCCAACGCUCACGUUAUGCUCUCUGACUACAGCACAAACGGAUGCAUCGUCAACGGCCAGAAGGUGGGCAAAGGUCGCUCGGUGCGUCUGCGCGACGGUGACGUGGUGGAACUCAUCAACGCCGGCCCGCGGCACACGACGAACUACAACCUCUCGUUUCACUUCCUCACUGCGGAGGGGUUUGUGCGUUGGGUGAUGGAGCAGCCGCAUAGGGCAAGCACGACGCAAGGCGCCGAUGAGGGCACCACCACCUUGGCGGAGAAGGAGCAGCACCAACGUCAAGCACUGCAGACAGCUGCGCAGCGGCGUGCGCUGCUGUGCAGAGCGCAGUGGAACGUCGAGGCGCAGGUGCGGCGCAUGUACGGUCACAGCGUUGACGAGUACUACUCCCUUGAUCGGGCGCACCCGCUGGGCCAGGGAACGUUCGGCACCGUGUACCGUGCCGCCUUGCGCGCAGAGGCGUCAACCUCAUCGCAGUCGCCGUCCCUCCUUGACGCCGGCGGUGUGGUCGCGGCUGGCGUGCCCUCAAGUUGGGAGCACGUCUUCAGCGGCGACGGCGUGGGUGAGUGGACGGCGAACCCGUCAGAGGCGGCUGAGCUACGGGAAGCCUACAUACGGGAGAAGGAGCGACGGGCGCCGGUCGCGGUGCUGCAGGUGUCCGCGUCGGCGGCCUCGACGACAGCAGCGGAGGCGGACACCACCACUACCGAUGCUGCGCCACAGGUGUUCGCCGUCAAGAUCAUCCGCAAGCAGCGGAUGUUGGUGGAAGCUCUUCGGCGACGGCGGCAGCAGCAGCAGCAGCAGCAUCCCGAGGAAGGCGAAAGCGGUACAGAUCGCACACCUGUGUCGUGCAUCCACACCACCGCCACCGUCGCCACCCCUGAUACUGCGGGGGCAGUGCCAGGGACGAUAUCGGCCGAAGAUGCCGCGGUGAUUGAGCAGUUGUUGCUCAUGGAGACGCAGCCGGACGAUCUGGCCCUGCAGAGACGGAAGGAAUGGACAGCAGGUGUGCUCGCCCAUCUUCAGCUUGCCGACUCAACGCCCACUGCCCUGACGCCGUCCUCCUCGCUCAGCGCAUUGUGGAAGUCGCCGCACAAGCGGCGAGACGGCGACGACUCGAGUGAUGACGGGGACGCACAGCGACUGCCGCGGCAAGAUCGUGAGCAACGCCGUCGAGAGCUGAUCCGCUGCCUCCCCGAGGCACUCCGCCGCACAUACGAGAGAGAGCUGCAGCACCGCCGCCGUCAGCAGCGCGAGAUCAACAUUCUCCUCGCCGUGCGUCACCGCAACGUCACCGCACUGUACGAGGUGUUUGACCAGCCAGACCACCUGGCGCUGGUGAUGGAGCAGGCGACCGGAGGGGAGGUGUGGGACCUGCUGCAGAUCUACAAACGACGCGAGCGUGGCGCGAACAACCGCCGUAGCACCGGUGCGCAGCGGCUCGGCAACGGCAGCGGCGACUCGACAACGGCAGCGGUGGGUGCAGCUACGUGCGACGACGACGACGUUGAACUCGUCUCCGUCGGCGGUCCGCUGCCGGAGUUCAUUGUGAAGAUUAUCAUCGUUCAAGUGAUUGAGGCAGUGUUGUACCUGCACACGAUGGGCAUCAUCCACCGUGACUUGAAGCUCGAGAAUCUGAUGCUGCAGCGCCCCUGCGACCGCUACACCCUCAACGCGCUGCAGCUGCAGACGUUGGUUCAUCAGCUCCGCGCCUACUCUCACCCGCACCACGCAAGCGACGCGUCCACAUCCGCCGCGACGACGCGUGAGGAGGGCAGUGCGGCGGUGGAGUUCACGAAUCCGCUGUCAGUGCUUUACACGGUGCACGUACCGCGGCACAUGUGGCCGGUCGUCAAGGUCAUGGAUUUCGGUCUCUCGCAUGUGCUCGACCAGCUGCAGACACAUCCGUUCGACUCCACAGGGGCACUGCACGGCCUCACCGGGAUGCUCUCGCAGAUGUCACAGGACGUUGAAGGCAGGCCUGCGGCGGCGGCAGCAGCAGCCACGGAGGCGGUGCCGGAGCGGGUGAAGCUCAUCUACUCCCGAAACGACGCAACGACGAGCUGCGGCACCCCUAUCUACGCAGCCCCUGAGGUCACCAACCCGGCCUUGCGCCCGGACAAGAUGGGGUACGGCGCAGCAGUCGACAUGUACUCCGUCGGCGUCAUCGCGUACGCGCUGCUGACGGGGCGGGCACCGUUUCCGUCAGCAAAAAAACCGCGGCGACCCGGCGGGCCACCUUUGGUGAACUAUGACGCCCCCCUGCGCUUCCAGCGGCACCGUCGCCGCCCAGCCAGUGCUGGGCCGCUCCCAUCGUCACGGCCGUCCAGCUCUGCGGCACGUCCUCCUCCUGAUGUUGCGUGUCUACCUCCGCUGUCUGUGGUAGAGUCGGUGCGCGUGGUGCUGCCGAAAAAAUGCGCCGAGACGUCAGCUGCGUCUUCCGCCACCUCGGAGCAGACUCGACAGUGGCACCGGCGCGUCGAGGCGGUGGCGGCGUCUAUGCGGUGUGCGGAGCAGAAGCGUGCCCAUGCUGAGGACAGCGAUGGCGGCAGCAGCGCGACGUCGGCUGACUCGCGCUUUGACGCCACUGUGGAGCAGCUCUGCGCAUCACUCACCACGUACGCCGACACGUGUGCGUCGGGUGGGCUGGAGGUGGACCUCGAUCGCCUUGUGUACGUCUCCGCGGACGCUGCCGCGACCGGUGCGCAGGCAAACCCGUCCGUCGGUCGCGUGAUGGCGCCUGAUGGACACGUCGCGGAUGUGUUGCUGCCCCCCAUCUCGGCGCUCGGCGCCUCCUUCAUUCGCGGACUUCUGGAGAAGUACCCUUCGCGGCGGCUGACGGCGUACGAGGCGCUGCGGCAUCCGUGGUUGCGGGAAUGUGUGUGA